UUAUUGCAUUUAUUUCUUUGCAAUAUGGUUCUUAAUAUAUAUAUAUAUAUUUAAAAUUGAUUUUAGAGAGAGAGGAAGGGAGAGGAAGAGAGAAAGAGGGAGAGAAAAACAUUGAUGUGAGAGAAACAUCAAUCUGUUGCCUUCUGAAUACACCAUGGGCUUGUGUCCCAACUGGAAAUCAAACUGCUGACCUUUCUGUGUAUGGGACGACACUCAACCACGUGAGCCACACCGGCAAGGGCUCAAUAUAACGCUUCUUAAAUCUAGCUUCGACUUGAUGUUAUAUAUCUUUAAUAGUAUGUAAAAGUGAAUGCAUAUCCAUGUGGAACUUGAACUUCUACUUACUAUCAUCAACCUAUGGCUAAGUCACUGGUUAUUAGGGAUAAAAGCAAGUGACAUGUUUUUCAUUAAUUUAGACACACAGACUUGGCUAAAGACACAGUUUAAUGAACAGUCUACUUCUCUCUUUUGGCUAGGAUAGCCUCAGUGGAGAACUGUCAUUUGAAAGCUGAGCGUAUCAGAUGGUUGACAGUAUGUGGGAUGUGUACCUUACACAGGACCUGUCAUCUGAGAAGAAAGGCUUCAGAAUGGGAGGAGUAAAGGACAAAGACUCAUGGUGAGAGAUCCUGGCAUUCACAGAGAAGCAGUGAAGACGUCCGUUCAAGAAUCCGGAGCAUUUCUGCCUCGGCCCCUCCCGGAGGACCAAUACAGGAUGCAGAGCAAGCCCUUGGGAAUCUGCCUGAUCCUGGAUUGCAUCGGCAAUGACACAGACGCUCUUCGGGAGACCUUCACUGCCCUGGGCUUUGAAGUCCGGAGUUUCUCACUUCUGACUAUGGAGGAUAUGAUUCAUCAUCUUUGCCAAGUUGCCUAUAGGACUCGCCACCAGGACAAGGACAGCUUUGUGUGCGUCCUGGUGAGCCGCGGGGGCUCGCAGAGCCUGUUUGGCGUGGAUCAGACUCACGCGGGGCUGCCUUUGGAUCAGAUCAGGAGGAUGUUCAGGGGAGAUGCAUGCCCUUCUCUCUUGGGAAAGCCAAAGGUCUUUUUCAUUCAGAACUACGAGACGUCAGAGGGUCACCUGGAAGACAGCAGCCUCCCAGAGGUCGACGGGCCAGCAGCGAGCAGCAUGGAUGCCAAGGCCUGGCCGCCUGAGCCCAGCACGGUUCACCCGGAAGCCGACUUCUUCUGGAGCCUGUGCAAGGCAGAUGUGUCGCUGCUGGAGCGGUGCCCCACCUCGUCGUCCCGGUACCUACAGUGCCUCUCCCAGAAGCUGCAGCAGGAGAGGCGGCCACUUGUGGAUCUCCACCUUGAACUGAACAGCAGUGUGCAUGACUGGAACCUCGGAGUACCUGAUAAGGAGAAGUACCACGUCUCGCUGCAGCAUACGCUGAGAAAGAAACUCUUCCUCUCUUGCAAAUGAAAAGCCAAAGACUGAAGAAUUUAAGAUGAAGGAACCAAGAUGGCGGCAUAGUUAAACAACUAAUCUGCUGCCUCACACAACAAUUUCAAAAACACAACUAAAAGACAAAAACGUCUACCACCCAGAACCACGGGAAAGCUGGCAGAGUGGAAGACUGACAACUAAGAACAGAAAGGAGCACAAUCGCUGAAAAGCUGAGGUACAGAGGCACGCGAAUCGGGCUGGCGGCGGGCAGCUGGGUGUGCGGCUUUUCUUCAACCCGCAGGGAGACAAGCUCCCGAUCACUCUGAAAUCCAGUUUCUGGGGACACUCGGGGGACCCAGACACCUAUGGGGAGAAGCUGGACUCUCGGCCAUCGGGUCGGAAAGUGAGAGUGACUUUUUUGCAGAGGUGCACCCAGCAAUCAUUGUUUACUGCGUUGGAGUGUGGGGCGCAGGGACUUGGAAACGGGAAAGGCAGAGACGGCUGACGCCAGCCAUUGCCGUUGGCCACGCCCCAGCCUAGUGACGCCCUGAGACCCCGCCCCGCCCUGAGGCCCCGCCCCGCACAUUCUACAAACCCGCCCAGGCUCCUCACAGCGGCUUUUGCAUAUAAAUGGCCUGUUCUGUGGCAGCUUAACCAACUGCAGCUCCAGACUGCUCCAAAACCGCCCAAGCAAAGGAGGAGAAAACUAGCCCUUGCUGUAGCUCCUGCUGGGGAACACACAGUACACAAGGGUACACCAAGAGUGUCCACCUCAAGUAACUGGGAGGCUGACCCGUUGAACCUAUAGGACACCUAGUACACAACACUACCCUACCAACUCAGGGAAGCAGAGAAUAUGAGAAGGCAAGGAAACAGAUCACAAACCAAAGAAAUGGAGGAGAUCAAGCGACUGGACAUAGAGUUCAAAACCACAGUUAUAAGGUUUUUCAAGAAUUUCAUGGAAAAGGCCGAUAAAUUCAAUGAGACCCUUGAGGAUAUGAAAAAGGACCAACUAGAAAUUAAACAUACACUGACUGAGAUAAAAAAUAUUAUACAGAGACCCAACAGCAGACUAGAGGAACGCAAGAAUCAACUCAAAGAUUUGGAAUACAAAGAGGCCAAGGACACUCCUCCAGAGAAGCAUGAAGAGAAGAGAAUUCAGAAAGUUGAAGAUAGUGUAAGAAGCCUCUGGGACAACUUCAAGCGAACCAACAUCAGAAUUAUGGGGGUACCAGAAGAAGAGAGAGAGCAAGAUGCUG
Molecule: messenger RNA, 2640 nt
Organism: Eptesicus fuscus (big brown bat)
Lineage: Eukaryota; Metazoa; Chordata; Mammalia; Chiroptera; Vespertilionidae
Product: CASP8 and FADD-like apoptosis regulator
Exons: 6
Coding region: 614-1417 (267 amino acids)
Biological process (GO): proteolysis; negative regulation of extrinsic apoptotic signaling pathway via death domain receptors
Molecular function (GO): cysteine-type endopeptidase activity
Source: RefSeq, a predicted model, not a curated record